Molecule: messenger RNA, 444 nt
Organism: Aspergillus neoniger CBS 115656
Lineage: Eukaryota; Fungi; Ascomycota; Eurotiomycetes; Eurotiales; Aspergillaceae
Exons: 2
Coding region: 24-266 (80 amino acids)
Source: RefSeq, a predicted model, not a curated record
UACAAAAAUAGCUACUAUUCAAGAUGUCGACCCCUGCUAUCCAAGGUCUCUCGUCUAUGGGCUCGUCUGUCGGUGCAUACUCUAGACAGCAGCUGGCUACUUUGAGAAACAGAUUCUUGACUACAGAGAAGCGCAGGAGGAGGGCACAGCUUAUCUCGACCUCGUUUAGCGUCCACAAGCCGGUCUGGAUUGCUGCAGGGGGCGCCGCUUACACGACGAUGGGCGCGGUCUAUCUGACGCUACGCUACAUGCGUCGCUUGAAAUAAAUCCACCUCCUCCGCGAGCGAGCGAGUGAGCGAGCGUGUCUGGUUACCGCUAUUGGUGCUUUGAAAGCCACGAAAUAGAGGAAGGGACUUGUCCGAGACAGCGAUCUACAUCCUCAUUAUUACCGACCAUUCAUUUCACAUCAUUUCUUUUUUUUUUUUUUUUUUUCCUAUUUUAUUU